Molecule: messenger RNA, 1318 nt
Organism: Eurytemora carolleeae
Lineage: Eukaryota; Metazoa; Arthropoda; Copepoda; Calanoida; Temoridae
Exons: 13
Coding region: 32-838 (268 amino acids)
Biological process (GO): proteolysis
Cellular component (GO): extracellular region
Molecular function (GO): protein binding
Source: RefSeq, a predicted model, not a curated record
AAAGUUGACAUCAUGAAUUUUCUAAGAAAAAAUGAAGAAGAAAACAAUUGUUUCUUUGUAUCUGUUGGCCCAUCUUCCAUAUUUGAUUGCUGAGCCUAUGACUGCACUGACAACUGUAUACAAGAAAACUGAUGUAGUGGUUGAUAGCUUUGUGAAGUUAAGUUCAGCACUAGAUUUUAAAGCAGCUAAUGCUAAAACUAGGGUUCAAUGUGCUGCUGCCUGCAGUCUAUCCCCACCUUGCAACGGUAUUAUAUUCGAGAAUGGAGUAUGUAAACUUGGCACUGCCAUCUGCUCUGGCCCACCUGGAAGUGGUAUUAUCAGCGUGUACACAAAGGGAUGCUUGAAUAGACUUGUGAUAAUAAAGGGAGGGGGGUGGGAUGGACAACCAGAGGGUGGUCAUGUCUUCUAUGCAGUGUUCAAUGAAGCAGCCAAUAAAGGAGAAGAGGGCUGGAAAGAGUUUAUAAGUUAUAGCAAUAAGAGCUCUAGGAUGUUGAUAGUGAAUGGAAGAUGGACUGUUCGCUGGGAUUUCCCAGUCCUUGAGGAACUAGUUUCCUUUCCACAGUAUCCUGAUGUUUACAAUAACACUCAGUCUGCCUUUAGUGCAUCUUUCUAUGAUGCAUGUCCCCAAGAAGGAGUACGGAUCACGGCAGCCACUAUGAUAAGAGAUAUUACUAAUGUUCUCACUUGGCAAGCUUGCGGAGUUCAUUGUGCUGAAGACUCUCUCUGUGAGUAUUGGACUUGGGGUAUUCCUGGUUCUAAAUGCCAUAUACGCUCUGGUAUGAGGGCUGUGAGUAAAGAUCCCACAUACAUUUCUGGCACCAAGGAUUGUACUAGUUAGAGAGAUGCAUAUUCAGGAAAUGCAUAUGCACUCAAACUUUCUGACAAAACAUUUAACGAUGAGGGAUUUGUGUGUGUCUGAGACCGAAUUAAAUUAACUAGAAAGAGGUGGCUGAACUUCCUACCGCCAGAUCAAUUACUGGCUUAAAUCCUGAAUCAAAGUUUAAGAUUUCAAUCAACCCAAUUAGACUCCCACAAAUAUCGGGUUCAUCAAUCAAUGUCUAAAACCAAACAUUGGCAUUCUGUAGUUCAUAAUUGAGCCAGCCAUGAAAGAUACAUGGUUGAACCGUCUCUAUAUAGUUCAACGAUCUCUCGAAUUUCAUUAAAUCCGGUCUUUUGAUUUGUUUUACUAGUAACCAUUAUGUAUUAUGAUGCUAAAGCAAUAAUGGAGCUUUGUAAAAUUCCUCAAAUAUGCGCUUCUAUGGCUGUGUGUUAUAAUAUUUAUCAAUCUGAAAUAAACAUGAUGAGUUUUAAAAUCUAA